GUCCGAAACCCGACGACGGUGGAUUCCUAUGCCCAGCCCGCGGCUUGAACGGCGCGCGCAACCCCGGCUGCUGGUUGUGGGGCCCCGCACACAUUUCCCCCCGCCCUUGUCUCCUCGGUGUCCACGCCUAUGUUGUCAAUUUGUCACAUCUCACAACGGGUAGUGCGGAGAGCAAGGGGGGGUGUUUACCGACCUUGGCCCUUGUAUAGAUCAAUAUGUAGAUAUAUUUCGAAGUAUGUUUCCAGCUCGUCUCCUCUCAUUCUGCCAACGAAGCUACUCCCGUCUUUCAAAUCCCCAUACUUUCUCGCUCUCACAGUCCUCACUUCACGCUACAUUGACUACAUUGCAAUAAUGUCGUCGCCAAUUGACAUCCCUGUUCUCAUCAUCGGUGGUGGUGGUUGCGGUCUUACUGCAUCGAUAUUCCUGAGUGAUCUCAAGGUAGAGCAUGUUCUCUUUGAGAAGCAUCCAGGGACAUCGUUCCUCCCCAAGGCACAUUACUUGAAUCAGAGAACCAUGGAAAUACUUCGCAUACAUGGAGUCGACAAGCUGAUCACCGAUGUGGGGUGUCCUAUCCGUAAGAUGAGUAGGGUAGAGUUUAGGACGUCGCUUGGUGGUGACGAGCCCUAUGAUGGUCGCCUUCUGGGACAUUGCGAUAGCUUUGGCGGCCACAGUGGUACGCCAUCGUACGAGAUGUACAGGUAUAGCGAUUCAAUGGCUCUUGGUCAUUUAACAGAUUUGCUAACAAGAUCCUUUGCUAGGCGUGAUUCGGCAGUUCUCUCUUCGAACCUUCCUCUAAUCAGACUGGAGCCCAUUCUCCGUAAAGUCGCAGAAGAACGAAACCCAGGGCGGGUUCUCUUCAGUCACAGAGUUACUGACUUCGAGGAGAAGGAUGGUGCAGUUCUAGUAACUGUGGACCAGCCUGAUGGUAAAACCAUCCAAUAUCGCGCUCAAUACGUCAUCGCGGCUGAUAAGGGGCAACUGUCCACACCUAAACUCGGUGUCAAGAUGGAGGGUCCCACCGAACUUGUUGAUUUCGUUACUACUCACUUCAAAGCUGAUCUCUCAGACUAUUGGGACGAUCGUACCUUGAUCACACAUUUCAUCAACCCUGAGGGUGAGAAGAUGGCCAAUUUCGACUGCGGGGCACUCGUACAAAUGGGUCCUACAUGGGGACGCAAAUCCGAGGAGUGGACUUUACAUUUCGGCUUCCCGGUUACAGACAGCAAGCGGUUUGACAAAGAGGCACUUCCUCCCAGGAUCCGACAACUCCUGAAAAUUCCCGAUCUCGAGAUGGAGGUAUUGCAUGUCAGCCAUUGGGUCCUCGACCGAGUACUUGCCGACAAGUACCGCUUCGGCAGGGUCUUCAUCGCUGGGGAUGCUGCCCAUCGACGUCCCCCAACCACGGGUUUGGGACUAAAUACUUCAAUCGAAGACGUACAUAACCUCACUUGGAAGCUCGCCUUUGUCCUUCAGGGUAAAGCCGAACCGUCUUUGCUCGACACAUAUGAGACAGAAAGGCGGCCCAUAGGCCUCCGGAACUGCGACUGGGGCCUCUUCACUUUCUCAAACAUGCCAGUCCUGCAAGCCGCGGUUGGUCUCGUGCCUGGUCAGUUGGAGUACAAUCGUCAACGUUUCAAGAGGAUCUUCGAGGACACACCCUAUGGCCGCACGUCACUCAAUCAGAUCCGUCGAGCCAUCGCAACGCAGGAUGUUGAGUUCUCGGCACAUGAUAUUGAGCUGGGCUUCGUCUAUGAGGACGGUGCUCUCGUAGCCGAUGGCACUGAGCGCCCCCCCGCCGACCCCGCCGGCCAGAUCUACAUCCCCACAACCCGACCUGGACACCGACUACCACAUGCGUGGAUCGAGGACCGGAAUGGAAGGGUUGUCUCAACCCAUGACCUGGUUGUAGCGGGAGUGUCAGAUUUCUGCCUGAUUACCGACGAGUACGGUGGGGCGUGGGUAGAGGCUGCUCGGAGGCUUAGCAAGUCCACCAACUUCACGAUUAACGCUGUGCAGGUCCGAUCUCGAGAAACGUCUAAAGAUCCAGCUCUAUACUACGACUACGAAGGUCGGUGGGCGCAAGUGCGGGAGAUCUCGGAUGGCGGUGCGAUACUUGUCAGGCUUGAUAACUUCGUGGCGUGGCGGAGCCGUAGACCAUCUGAUAUGGCAGAGAAGGUACUCGGUGAUGCUCUUGCAGCAAUACUAAAGGGACCUCAGAAAACAGGCUUGAAGGGCAAUAGUACCAAUGGUAUUAAUGGUACUAAUGGAGCACACGUCGUUGAUAGUGUUAGUGUAUGAAAAGCAGCGCUUGUUGCUUCUUCUUGAAAUAUAUUUUAUAUUGGCCCUGCCUUGACUUCCUUGAAGGUCGUAAGGGUGGAUUGUGUACUAAACAGGCAGCUACUUCGAUCAUCUAAACCAUAUCCAGAUUAUAGUAAGAAAUUGGGAGGUUGUAUUUUCUUACGUCCG
This is a messenger RNA of Amorphotheca resinae ATCC 22711, 2466 nucleotides long. RefSeq lists its product as hypothetical. The record is from RefSeq and is a predicted model, not a curated record. Gene Ontology annotation, molecular function: FAD binding. Bases 130 to 2298 code for a protein of 722 amino acids. Lineage: Eukaryota; Fungi; Ascomycota; Leotiomycetes; Helotiales; Amorphothecaceae. The transcript is spliced from 2 exons.